AUGAUCGAUAUGGCAAACAUACGUCAUGAUCUAUUAUAUCAACCAUUAAUUGGCGAUGAAGGCUGUUCACGAAUCAAUCAUCAUCCACAUUGUUUUAAAUGUCCAUUGAAUUUAAAUGGUAAAAAUCAACACGAAUGGAUACAACAAGUUUCACGAAUGAAUUCAUCCGGUUAUCCAACAAAUGUGCCAAUCAUUGAUUGUACACCAUCAACAUUUCAAACAUUACAGAAUUAUUUUCCAUAUAUGUUAUAUCCAUUAUUGCAUUCACUUGACGAGGCCGAUAUUCGUAUUCAUGCCGUUUACAAUGAAUUAGGACCAACAACAUCGGAACAUCAACGUCUACAUCGAUAUGUUGAUCUUAAUAUUUUUUUACCAAAUGGAUUUUUUAUACAAUUUUCAACAGAAAAUGAUCGUACAUUGGCCGAAAUUAAACGUGAUCUUUGGUAUGAAUUUGAACCAAUGAUUGCUAAAAUUCGUGGCCAUAUUGAAAAAUCAAAUCAACGUAAUAGUCGAUCAAGACGAUCAUUAAUAUGGCUUACAGAUAAAAUAACUUCUAGUCAUAAUAAUAAUAAUAAUAAAGAUAAGGAUAAGGAUGAUCUAAAUGAAAAAACUACAACCAGCAAUAAUAACAAUAAUAAUCAAAGUCAAAUCAAAUUGAAACAAUUUUCCUGUAUUCUACCUGAUAUAAAAGAUGAAACCAGUGAACAAAAUGAUAAUAAUAAUCAACAGAAGCAGCAGCAGCUACAACAACAACAACAACAAUCAAAACGAAUCAAUUUAUUAUUAUCAAAUGAUAAUUAUGAUGAUGGUAGUACGAUUAAUCAAUCAUUAUUGGUUGAUGAUGGGAAAAUUCGUUUGAAAUUCUUAUCAUUUGUCAAUGCUGAUCAAUGUGAUUAUUCAUUUCAAUCAUUGACCAAUCCAUGGGAAGAAAUUUAUGAUGAUAAUAGUCAUUUAUAUGAAUUGAAUGAACAAGUUCCAUAUUAUCUGCGAUUAGUUGAGCUUACUAGUGAUAAAAAUGAAAAAAUUCUUAAUUCAAGAAUAAGACAAGUUAUUAAAUGUUCAGUAAACAAACUUGAAGUAUAUCGUACAGAUGAAUUUUGUGAUUUUCGUUAUGGAAUGUAUCAAUGUAUGGUUGAUGCUGUAAGGCAAAGGGAAAAAUUUUCAAUUGAAAAACGUAUCAAUUAUGAAUUUGAAUCUGAACUUGAUGAAAUCGAUACACUUAAUUUAAGUGUACAGACAAUGGUGAAAAAAUUUCGUCUAGAUGAAAUGAUUGAUUUGACAAACAACAAUCCUGAUGCAAUGGAUUCAUGGACCAUAUCUUUGGCCAAUUAUUUUAAUCAUCCGUUUCCAUUUAUGCCAAAAAAUAGACGACGAAAUUUUAGUUCGGCUUUGAAUCCUAAUUCGAUGAAUACAAAAACACCUGGAGCUUAUUCACCAUAUCAUCGUCGUUCUACUGGUCAAUCAAACAAAAUCAUUCAAGAGAUAUUACCAUCAUCAAAUACCAAAGAUAUCAAAGAAGAUGAAGGACCAGUGUAUGCAGAAGUCUGUGUGGUACCAUCAUCAUCAUCAUCAACAAAAACAACAACAACAACCGGUGAAAAUCAAUUCAAUGAUAUAUCUUCAUUAGCCAUAAAAUCAACUCCAUUAAUAAAAUCAUUCCAAAUUAGUCAUAUGAAUCCGAUGAUAAAACCAUCGAAUAAAGUGAGUAAACAUAAAAGACAUCUAAAACCAAUUAAACAUCGGCCAUCAUUAACACCAGUUUUUGAAGAAGAUGAAGCACCUAAUAUUAAUGUUGGUAAAAAUAAACAUUCAGAACAAUUGGAUGAAAAUGAAGACAAAGUUGAUUAUAUAACAAUCAAUGUUGCUAAUAAAAUGAUUAAUUUUCGUAAACCGUAUCCAAGAAAAUUUGAUGCAAAAAUAUGGAUUUCAAUUAAUUUAAUUAAACGAUCAACAACAACAACAACAACAGCAACAAUAAAUGAUGAUAAAAAUAAAUCCGGUGAUUUACAUAUAAAAUCGAACAAAUUAAAUGAUAAUCGAAAAGAAAAUGAUAAUAUCAAUGAUACACUUGAUACAUUGAUCAAUGAAUUGGCCAAAAUUCCCACUAGUAAUGAUAAUAAUGAUGAA
Molecule: messenger RNA, 2127 nt
Organism: Dermatophagoides farinae (American house dust mite)
Lineage: Eukaryota; Metazoa; Arthropoda; Arachnida; Sarcoptiformes; Pyroglyphidae
Source: RefSeq, a predicted model, not a curated record